Molecule: messenger RNA, 1374 nt
Organism: Teleopsis dalmanni
Lineage: Eukaryota; Metazoa; Arthropoda; Insecta; Diptera; Diopsidae
Product: transcription factor Ouib-like
Exons: 5
Coding region: 98-1273 (391 amino acids)
Biological process (GO): regulation of transcription by RNA polymerase II
Cellular component (GO): nucleus
Molecular function (GO): DNA-binding transcription factor activity; zinc ion binding; RNA polymerase II cis-regulatory region sequence-specific DNA binding
Source: RefSeq, a predicted model, not a curated record
CGUUCAUACGUCAUAUGUCACAAUAGAACUAAGAGCGACGCUUAAGAUUGUAGCUCAAUUUAAAUAAAAUAUUUAUUUUUAUAAAAUUAAAACCAAAAUGAAUGGAAUUAAAUUAGAAUAUGAGGAGCUAAUGGUAUGUCGUAUUUGCUUGCAAACCAGUGAAGAUGCUAUGAUAUCAAUUUAUGAAAGAAACGACAACUCUGCCCUCUGCGUCUAUCAAAGAAUUGAGAAAUAUGGUGGAAUCAAGAUAAUAAAAGAACCUGGGCUGCCUUCACAUAUCUGUAAACAGUGCAAUAUUUUUUUAGAUAUAGCGAUGAAAUUUCAAAUAAUAUGCAAAGAUUCUGACGAAUAUUUGCGUGAAUUUGCUUGCGAAGGUACAAAACUGGAAUGUGAUGAGGAUGGAGUGGAAUAUCUUAUGGAGUAUGCACCUGAAGAAUUUAUACGAGAAAAGGAAGUCCUAGUGCAAGAUUGUCAAAUAAUAGAUAACGUAGCUUCACCAAUUGCUUAUGAGGAAGUUGAUGACAUAAACGAAAUGUGGCUUAACGAGGAGGCUUUUGAAAAUAACAUAAUAGUGGAAGAACAUGGUGCAGAUUCCGCAAUGAUAUCAACACCCAACACAUCACCAACUCCUGCAAAAACAUUAGAUAUAUCGUCAGAUGGUGCCGCAGUGAUACGUGUGAAGCCACAAAAACAGCUAAAACCGCAAAUGAUUAAGGAAAAAACAGCACAUAUUUGUGAUAUAUGCGGAAAUUCAUAUCCACGCAAAUAUGCUUUCGAUGCACAUAUGCGACGUCAUCGCAACGAACGACCGUUUGAAUGCGAAAUUUGUCAUCAAUCCUUUCACUUAAACUUCCAACUUACACGUCACAUACAAAAGCACACUGGAGCACGGCCUUACAAGUGUCAGUACUGUCAACGUUCGUUUGCAGAUCGUUCAACAAUGAUAAAGCAUGAACGAAUUCACCGGAAUGAACGUCCCUACACAUGUGAAACAUGCGGAAAAAGUUUUACGUAUUCCAGUGUAUUAAAAGUGCAUAUGUUAACGCAUACGGGAGAAAAACCUUUUACUUGUGGAAUAUGCAACAAAAGAUUUGCACGCGCUCAUCACUUACGUGCACAUCUGGAGACUUUACUUCAUCAAAAUGAUCCCAGAUCAAGUGUACUAUUAAAGCAAAUUAAAAGAGAAGAGGACUUAGAUAAGGGUGUGCAAGACGAUUAUUAUUUCAGACCAAUUCCUAAACGUUCCAGUUCUAUCGGAGAAGAGAAUAACUAAGAAAUAUUUUCUAUAAGUGAGAGAAACACAUUAUAUAUACAGAAAUUGUUUUUAAAACUAUAAUAAUUUCUUAAUACAUGUAGUCGUAUAUGUUUUUUACA